This is a messenger RNA of Eremothecium sinecaudum, 2007 nucleotides long. It is a transcript of the gene VPS72, whose product is annotated as Vps72p. The transcript has a single exon. Lineage: Eukaryota; Fungi; Ascomycota; Saccharomycetes; Saccharomycetales; Saccharomycetaceae. Gene Ontology annotation, molecular function: ATP-dependent H2AZ histone chaperone activity. The record is from RefSeq and is a predicted model, not a curated record. Bases 1 to 2007 code for a protein of 668 amino acids. Gene Ontology annotation, cellular component: nucleus. Gene Ontology annotation, biological process: chromatin remodeling; regulation of DNA-templated transcription.
AUGUCUGAAGAUGGUAAAGAGAGCUAUUUAAUGGCUACUAGGUCCAGAAGGAGCAAUGCCGGUAACCUCAUGGCAAAGUUACUAGAACAAGAGCGCCAACGCGAAUCUUUGGCUGUUGAUGUUGAUGAUAAUGAAAUUAACUUAUUAUUCCAAGAGGAAGAAGAUGAUAAAGAGUUUUUGAUUGAUGACAAGAAACAGGAAAAUGAUGAGCUUUUCAGUGACUCCGGCGACGAAUCAAGUGAUACCGGCGGGUCAGGUGAAGAAGACAAGGAAGAGUCUCGUAGGUCUGCUAAGAAACGUAAGUUAGCAAAACUCAUGAUACCCAGGGUUAAGAGUGCUGAUUCACGAAAGAAAGAUGCUGGUAAGAAAUUAAAGCCUUCCUAUGAGCAGCCAAAAGCAAAAUCGUUGCUAGUUAAUACGAGGCGAACAUCAUCAAGGUCUUCAGUUGUUCGAAAUAAGAUGGAAGUAUACGAAAAGCUUGCGCAGGCAGAAGUAAAGAGAAAAGAGAUACAGGAAAGGAUAAAGAAACAGCGACAGACUCAAUUUGAGGAGGCAUUGACUCAAGAGGAUCGACUGCGGAUUGCUGAGGAAACAGAGCGAAUCAACCUGCUUUCACUUAACAAAUACAAAGAACAGGAGGUUAGCAAGAAGCAGAGUAGACUAGCGAUGCAGCAAAGGCAGAAGAUGAAAUUUAAGCAAGGAGAGCCAAUAGUUACAUGGCUUACGACUCAGUGGAGCGUUACGCCGGCAAUGGAGGUUUAUGAUCAUGAAUAUUGGGAACAGUUCAUGAGUAAGAGGCAGAAGAAAAAGAGAAAGUACGUUAGGAGGAAAAGAGACAAUCUUGAGUCUUCAAAAGAAGAGGAUGCUGUAAAAACUCCACCUGCUGGUGAUAUUCCUUCUUCUAAAGGUACAAGCCCUUCAGUUGAAGGCGAUGAAGCUUCACAGUGCAGCGCUCCUGUUGAGCCACAGAAUUCAGCAGACGUAAAAUCUGAACUUGAUGUUCCAGAUUUAAAUGCUGCUACUAGCACUAAUACAGAAGAAUUGCAGCCAUCGGCCUCUUCAGCAGAGAAGCAUGAAAGCCCACCAGCUGCAAGUCCAUCGAAGCAAGACUCCAUCAACCCAUCCAUUGAUAUGGGGGACGUGGCACAGAACAGCUCUGAAAUACUUGCUGAGCAGGCCUCGGAAAAACAUAUAUCAUUCUUGGAAAAGGAUGAUGUUGCUAUUAUUGAUUCUAACGAACCACCUUCAAGCAUAAUUGUCGAUGAAACAAGAUUCAAUACCCAAGAAUCACAAAACUCCAGCACUUUGGAAUCACAUGAAGAUAGCAUCAAAAUUCAAGACGAGGUUUCUUUCCAGGAGUCGGAUAAUGGUAACGGAGAGGAGUUCAUAGAAUAUGAAGGCCCAGCACAAUUAGUGGGCAAAAAUUUCCUAUUGUUAAGCAUGUUCCCUGAUCUACCAAUGGAAGUAGGGAAUUCCAAUGCCCUGAAAUCGGUUUUAUUUGGUGAGCAAUGGUCAAAGCCGCUAAACAGCAAGUCUUUAAACGUCGAACCACUACUAAAAAUAUCAUGGGUAGCAGAUUCUAAUGAAAAAGAGCAAUUGUCUUUGAUCCCAGACUCAAGUAUAAUUGAUAAAUUCCCCUCAUUUGGAGAAUAUGACAAAAAACUCUCUCAAGAGGUAGUUGUUGCAACAGAUAAAGGCCUUAAGGUUGAUAUUCAGACUGAAGCACCCACUGGUGUGUUUCUACCUAACGGUAUUAGAAAGAAAUGUCUCAUUACGAAUAAAGACUCACAGUACUUUGAUCCAAAGAACGGUAUCCAAUAUGCAGAUGUUGAAGCAAUAAAGACUAUUCAAGAUAUACAAGAUCCUAUUGGAGAUGGCUCCAUAGAAAAACCGAACCCAAGAUUCAGGUGGUUUGGGUUCGGCCGAGGGGGGAUUUUCUUAGACGUACAACAAAGACCUGCAAAAGGUGUACCAGAAGGGUUCUUUCUAGAUCCAACAGAAGAUUAA